AUGGCGGAUGAUGGCGCAAAGUCAGCUUGCAAGCGCCUGACUAGGCCACUUGAUGUCUCAGUUGCUUUGGCGGAGAAAGCGGGAGGGCAAGGGUCGGAAAGCGAGAGAAGGGAGAGGGAGGGAGAGAAAUAUAGAACGAGUGAGGCGAGAAAAGGCAAGCUGGACAGAAGACGAAGAGGCGUAGAGUACUGUCGGCUUGUUGUUUCUCUUUUGAGACCAAAACGGUCCCAGACGGACGGGCCAGUCUCGCGGGCUGUUUCUUUGGUUGCCCUUUUUAACUCCGAUUCCAUACCCCUGCUGCUCGACCCCGACUUGAUCGCUUCACUUAGAUACUUGCUCAUUCCAGGUAGAUCGGCAUGGAUCAGAGACUGCAGCUCAACUAUCCACGGGGUACUCCGUACUACCAGCGACUUUGUUUGUUGCCUGCCUGGCUCACUUCAGCCAGUCUUGUUCGAAUUUCGAUGGACUACCUAA
Molecule: messenger RNA, 474 nt
Organism: Aspergillus sclerotioniger CBS 115572
Lineage: Eukaryota; Fungi; Ascomycota; Eurotiomycetes; Eurotiales; Aspergillaceae
Exons: 3
Coding region: 1-474 (157 amino acids)
Source: RefSeq, a predicted model, not a curated record